GUCACGUCAAUCACGCGUGUACACGCCCUUUUAUAAUGCAGCAUGGGGGAGAGAACGUAACAAAAUGAAGGCUUCGUAGCGGAAUAUAGUCUUAACAUCAAAACAGAUCAAACGAUUCGCGAUCAUUCACGGAUGGUGACACAUAAUGCCGAUAGUUGACAAGCUCAAAGAGGCCCUGAAGCCGGGCCGCAAGGACUCCAGCGAUGAGGGCGACCUGAACAAGUUGUUGGCUUCAAACGCUAAGAAAGUGCUUUUACAGAAAAUCGAGUUUGAACCUGCCAGCAAAGGCUUCAGCUACCAGCUGGAGACCCUCAAGACGAAAUAUGUGAUCCUGAAUCCCAAGAACGACGGAGCAUCGGCACAGAGACCGACUGAACCUGCUCAGAUUAAGAGACAAAUCUCAGAAAGCCUGAGCGUGGGGCAAAGCGAUGGGAUCCCUGCACCGCAGAAGAUGCUCUUCCCUGGGAACAAGCUGUCCAUGAAGUGGGAACGGGUGUAUCGGGUUGGAGCCGGCCUCCACAACCUGGGCAACACCUGCUUCCUCAACUCCACUGUGCAGUGUCUCACCUACACCCCACCAUUGGCCAGCUACCUGCUCUCAAAGGAGCACAGCCGAUCCUGUCACCAAUCUGGAUUCUGCAUGAUUUGUGUAAUGCAAAAUCAUAUCAUCCAAGCCUUUGCCAACACAGGCAACGCCAUCAAGCCUGUAUCGUUCAUCCGAGAUCUCAAAAAAAUUGCUCGCCAUUUUCGGUUUGGGAGUCAAGAGGAUGCGCACGAGUUUCUGCGUUACACCAUUGAUGCCAUGCAGAAAGCUUGUUUGAAUGGAUAUCCCAAACUAGACAGACAGACACAGGCCACCACGUUGGUCCACCAGAUUUUUGGGGGUUAUCUGAGGUCUAGAGUGAAGUGCUCUAUUUGUAAAAGCGUGUCGGAUACGUAUGACCCAUACCUGGACAUCGCCCUGGAGAUUCGGCAAGCGGCUAACAUCGUUCGUGCUCUGGAACUAUUUGUCAAGUCUGAUGUUUUGAGUGGCGAGAAUGCCUACAUGUGUGCCAAAUGCAAAAAGAAAGUUCCAGCGACUAAGAAGUUCACAGUUCACAGAACGUCAAAUGUGCUGACACUGUCACUUAAACGUUUCGCCAACUUCAGUGGAGGAAAAAUUACCAAGGACGUUGGCUACCCAGAGUUCCUGAACAUUCGUCCGUACAUGUCCCAGAGCACGGGCGAUCCAGUGAUGUAUGGCCUCUAUGCUGUCCUUGUGCAUUCUGGGUACAGCUGCCAUGCUGGACACUACUACUGCUACGUCAAGGCCAGUAAUGGACAGUGGUACCAGAUGAACGACUCCAUGGUGCAUUCCAGUAACAUCAAGGUUGUCCUUAAUCAGCAGGCCUAUGUCCUCUUUUACCUGAGGAUCCCUGAAAAGAAAAACACAGAUGCUUCAAAUACAAAGCAGAACAUAGUGCACUCUGGGAGAACUAAUAUGACACCGGAGCAGCUGAAGAAGAGCACACUCAAUGGACCUUUGUCUUCACCACAGGUUACAAAGAAGCUUGAUCCAGCUCAGCUGAGAAAAAUCCAGUCUGUGGAUGGAGGUCUCGGUAUUCCAGUAGCUAGGAACUGUUCAGGGGUCCAAUCGCCGAAGAUGUCUAAUGGUACGGGGAACUCCCAUGCCCCACCCAAGCCACCCAGUGGACCCACACUGAUCGAGGAGCCCUUUAAGAAAGUGAAGAAGCCCAUACCUCAGCCUCAGUCCCGCAGCAGCACUCCUGCUCCAUCCAACGGCCUCCCUAAACCCGACACCGACAAGAGGAGCAACAGCGAGGGCCGAGGCCUGCCAUCAUCUACCUCACUCAAAUCCCUGUCUGACACCUCCUCAGCAGACACCUCCUCUGAGUCUAAAGAGUCCAUUGGCACAAGGAGCGCGCCUGUUGGUGACGUGUCUAGUGUGAACAGUCCAGCAUCCCCAGCUAAGAGCACAGAGCGUGUGAACUCAGAGGAGCAGAAGGUGGUGAAACUCAAACCCCAGGCCCUCACCAACGUCUCAUCAGAGCCCGUCAGCACCAUGUCCCCGCCGCCCGCCAAACGCCUCGCCCUGUCCGCCAAAAAGGCCAGUCCCCGGCAGAGCCUGAGCAGCAGCACUGAGGCUCCGCCCCCUUCAUCUCAUCAUCUGUCCAGUGAUCCCACACACCUUCUCAGCCGGGCCUCAACCCACCCGCACCACAGAUUUUCAACUCAUUCGCUCAACCUGCAAUCUCCACUUUCAACUCACCAUCCUAAAUUUUCAAGUCCCCUUAAACGGCCCUCCUCCACUCCGGAGUCGCCCGCUCAUGCUCUCUCUCCACAGACCAAUGGCAUUAAACCCCAGCUGCCCAGACCAAUCCAGAGCCAAAACCCGUCAGCCUCAACUACAGGAUUACCCCAGGUGCUCGCCAGUCCCACUCUAAAAAAGAAGAAAAAGAAACUAAAACGACGACAUUCGGAAGUAGAGCAGGACGCCCCUAAAGCCUCACCCCCAGAAGAACCAAUGCCAAGUACUGAAAACAGAAAGAAGAAGAAAAAGAAGAAGAGGAAAAGGGAACAAGAGGCAAAUGGUCUUGAGGGACAGAGAGAGUGUGUGCAGUCCCAUCUCGAGCCCCGUCAGGAUGAGGACUGGUGUCUUGGAGAAACUUGGAGCGUCAUGUCAGAAGCCAAAGAAAAGCAGUUUGAGUCCUCUAAAGCAGAGAAUCAGGAGACCAAACUUCAGUCAGUGCCUCCGAUUGCCCAGCCAGAGACCGACCCCGUCCCGAAGAAGAAAAAGAAGCACAAACUCAAAGAGCAGCUAGAAGUGCUUAGCAAUGGAGCCACGGCUUCAAAGUGUGCUGGUGUAAAAGAGGUUGAAAAUGCAAAGACAGAAUACCUAGCAGAGACCAAGAAGAAAAAGAAAAAGAAAAAACACAAAGCCUUCAGAGAAGAAGAGGAGAGACCGAGGGAUAAGGAAAAACUUCAUGUGGAGCUUCAAGAGACCAAUGGAGUCGAUACGGGCAAGCAGAAACCUAGUAAAUCAAGCACAGCUGCAUUGAUCGUUUGGGACAGCCAGGUUCAGGAUGGCUUCAAGCGUGGCCAGAACCAUCAAGAAGCAGGAGGUGCAUCGAGGAAAGGAACUUGCUCUGCUCCUAUGGGCUGGGACGGCAAGAAAAGCUGUGACAUAGUCGAGGAGCUCCUCAAGAACUCCUCAGAUAAAGCUUAUGGAACUGAGAUCCUCAGUUGGGAAGGAGAUCCGUCGGCCAUUAGCAGAGAUGCCAUAGAGGAUGCACGCUAUGCCAAAAACGAGACUGUCAUUGACGAGUGGGACAGGGAUUUUGACAGUGGAAAAGUAAAGAAAAUGAAAAAAUACAAAAAGGAGAAGAGGAGAAAUGGAAAUGUCUUCCAAAAGAUCCAAGAGCAUCGUAACAUGUGGUCAGUCACGCCAGGAGGCAGGAGGAGCAGUCUGGGGUUUCGUCAUUGAAAGUUUUGGAAUGUGGAUCCCAGUGGUGUGUCCUGACCAGACCAGUUGCCUUAUUGGAUCAGCAGCAGUCGGAUCUGAGAUUCUUCUGAAGAGCAUAAGUCCACCAGAGCGCAGCAGUACUGUGAAAAUAAAGCGAUGAGGCUGAGCUCAUCUCCUGAGGCUUUAGUCACCAUCUGAAAUCCAAAAUAUACACCACUGAUGGUGCCGUUGUGAUCUUAGGAUCAUAAUCAAUAGGACAAACUGUUGAGUUUGCACCCUGUUAAUCCUUAAUGAUUGGAAUUAUUCUUAUCGUAAUAAGAACAAUUGUUUACCAGGGCCGGUUUUAUUUAGGCAAGACUACACAGUAUGGCGAGCAUUCGGGCUGUAAUGGCCAAUGAUGAAUACUACCUGAUCUGGGGCUUUUUAUUGAGCAGAAAAUGGGAAAAUGAAGCCCCUCCCUCCAAUGACUCAACAAAUAUCAUUGUUCCCUUUAUGGAACUUUUGUUUGCUAAAUUGUUUUUGUUUUUCAUAUUAUUAGGCAGUUAUUUGCCUGAAAGGAUCAUCUGCUGGAGGAAGUAGUGUUGCCUUUUAGUUUGCCACAGACACACAGCCCUGCUGUCUUACAUUGCAAUACAUUUACUGCUUGUGAUUGUAUAUUUUCAUGUCUUGCCUGCUCGAAUACUAGCCCAUCCUCCACUUCCAACGCAACUUAGCAGAGUUUGAUUAUGUCACAUAGGAAAUGCAUUCAUUUUUUAAAGGGAAAUUAUUCUUGUGACAGUUUCUAUAAGGGUAUUUCCUAAAACGGCACCAUUUCCAGUCAGAGGGCGUGGUCUUUUAUGCACGGCGCUGCAUAUAACAAUGCAAUACAUUUCAUCCAUGUGAGCUAAAACGUAAAAAAAAAACACAGGCCUUAACACAAACCACUGUGUUUUUGCCAGGAGGGCUGAAUUAUUUAAUAAUUGGAGUAUCCCCUUGUCUUUGAUUUAGCGUGUCGCAUCCUGUAUCUCUUUUCUACUCUCUAUGCAACUACAGCAAUCCCACGGGUGCCCUGCGAAGGGGUCGGUCCGGGGAAAAACUCGACAAAAGCUGGUCCAAACUUCAUCUUUGUGAGGUGUAAACACCCUGUUCCAUGUCUGUUAGCAGUGCUAUUAUGCAUCGGGUCAAAAUGAUGUACAUGCUUAUCCACUCAAGAGCCGUCAUAGGAGUAAACCAAUGUUGAAGCUUUCCUAUUUAGGACAUUGUACAGUCUACCUUGUGCUCUCUGUGCCCCCCUCCAGUCAUUCUUGUUGUUAAAAGACCAUCUCUUCAUGAAUCCUUGGGUUUUAGAAAAGUUGCCUUGGUUUAAUUUUUAAAAAUGAAUAGAA
Labeo rohita (rohu) is the source of this 4827-nucleotide messenger RNA. RefSeq names its product ubiquitin specific peptidase 36 (gene usp36). Gene Ontology annotation, biological process: regulation of apoptotic process; protein deubiquitination. The coding region runs from base 146 to 3484 and encodes 1112 amino acids. Gene Ontology annotation, molecular function: cysteine-type deubiquitinase activity; cysteine-type endopeptidase activity. Gene Ontology annotation, cellular component: nucleus; cytosol. The transcript is spliced from 21 exons. Lineage: Eukaryota; Metazoa; Chordata; Actinopteri; Cypriniformes; Cyprinidae. The record is from RefSeq and is a predicted model, not a curated record.